AUGCUGAUGCGCUUUGAAGACAUCAACGGCGAACUGAAUAGUCUGAUGAGUACGCGUGUCUCUGGGACCCAAUACCUGUUGAAAAUACGUGGGCCCGGACAGCUGGCGGAUCCAGCGACUCGAUCGCUUUUCCGCCUUGCGUUCACGCAGAUGGUCAUUCAGUUCAAGGCGUUGAAAGAUCCUCUGCAGAUAGACUUGGAUUGGCUAUUAGAGGCACUCACUAUCCCGCAUCCAAUCUAUCAUAUGAUGGCGGCGAAUAUCAACAUCAGUAAGUUCUGUGCGACAGCUUCGAAGACAUUCUCCGAAUGUGAGGAAGGCAACGUGCCAGAUGAACUGACCAUUGCCUCUUUGCUCGAUCGCGGACAUCAUCUUGAUAAUGAGUCCGCUCAAUGGCAUUGUGGGUUGCCCGAGGCGUGGCUUCCGCAGAAACAUACAUCAAACGCACAGGAGGUCCUUCUUCUGUAUCCAGAUGUCACAUCAGCUGGAGUUUGGAACUAUCGCCGGGGGACAAGAAUACUUCUUCAGAUGACGAUGUUGCAGUUGCAUCGUUGUAUCGAUCACCGUGUCGUUCCCGAUCCAUUGGGGCUCGGUUUAUAA
Messenger RNA from Penicillium angulare, 597 nucleotides. RefSeq lists its product as uncharacterized. Lineage: Eukaryota; Fungi; Ascomycota; Eurotiomycetes; Eurotiales; Aspergillaceae. Bases 1 to 597 code for a protein of 198 amino acids. The transcript has a single exon. The record is from RefSeq and is a predicted model, not a curated record.